AUGUGGCAGCACCCUUCGGCCAGCGGCCCCGACGCCGCGGCCACUUGCCCCGCCGCGGUCAGCAGCCCCGACGCCGCCGCUGCCAGCGGCGCGCUCCGGCUUCUCAAGAGUCGGCUCCCGCGCGCCCCGCCGCGCUCAACGACGCCGCGCACCUCGCUGCAGCUUCGGCAGGCGCCGGCGGACAUCGCCUGCCUCCGCACAUCGUUGUGCCGCUGCGCUCUCUGCACGCAGGACUACCUCUCUGAGCGGCCGGCAAAGCUCUCAGAGAUGACUGGGGACGGCGCCGCCGCAGAACGCCACGGCGGCGAGGGCGAGGGCUCGCCCCAGCCGCCGCUCCACCUGGAGGAUGGCCCCUCGCGGUUGCGGGCGAGCGGUGCGGCUGGCACGCCUGACGCCACGCCUGGCGCCGCGUCUGGCGGCGAUGCGGGCGUCGAUGCGGGCGUCGAUGCGGGCGUCAUGUCUGGCGUCAUGUCUGGCGUCAUGUCUGGCGUCAUGUCUGGCGGUGAGGCGGAGCAGGCGACGGCCUCGGCGAGCCGCACUGCGGAGGCCUCUGCGCCGGUCUCCUCCGCGGGUCCACUCAACGUGCGCGCGGCGAGGGCGGCCGCGCGGCGCGCCGCCGCGCUGGAGCGGCUGCGGGAGGUGCGGGAGGUGCUCUCCCCAGGAGGGGCGGCGGCGCAGGAUGGCGUCGGCUCCGCUACGGCAGAAGCCCCGGCUGAAGCCUCCCGCUGCGCGGAAGCCUCCCUAUGCGACGCCCCUGCCGCCUCCACCGCCGACGACCCUAAGGACGACGCCGACGCCUCCAUCGCCGACAACGACACCGCCUGCGCCGCCACCGCCGCCUCCCCUCCCGCCGCCUCCGCCACCGCUGACAUCGCCGACGCCGCCGCCGACAUCCCUGCCACCGACGCAGCCGCCCACGCCGCCGCUGCCGAUGCCGCCGCCGCCGCCGCUGCCGCCGCCGAUGAUGCCGCCACCGGUACCCCCGCCACUGACGCCCCUACCACCGACGCGGCUGCCGAUAGAGGCGCGGCCGGUCUCUGGGCGGGGCGCGGCUUGCGCGCGGCUCCCGCCCUCGACGGGUCUCGGCGGAUCUCGAUCUCGGCGGAUCUCGCCCUCGACCUGGCGGCGAUCGUGGAGCAGAGGCUGGGUGCGCACGAGGGGCCAAGGGAGGAGCAGCGCCCCCUCGCGGCUCCGCCGAGCCGACACGGCCCUGGCGCGGCGGCGCUGCUCCAGGCAGCCCAGAAGGCCGUCGACGCGAUGCUCCACGACCUCGGCGGCGCCGCCGCCGCGACCAAGGCGCCAACCGGCGGCGCCGCGGGUGGCGGAAGCGGCGCUACGGAGGGGGGGCGGGGCGGCCCCGGCGGCGGCGGCGGCGGCGAGGUGGGCUCGGAGCUAAAGGAGCACUCGAUGUUCUGCCGCCCCUCGGAGGCACAGGAGGCGGCUGCUGCAGGCGAGGCGGCUGCUGCAGGCGAGGAGGCUGCUGCAGGCGAGGAGGCGGCUGCAGGCGAGGAGGCGGCUGCAGCCGAGGAGGCGGCUGCAGGCGAAGAGGCGGCUGCAGGCGAGGAGGCGGCUGCAGGCGAGGCGGCUGCUGCAGGCGAGGCGGCGGCUGCAAAGGCGGCUGCAGGCGAGGAGGCGGCUGCAGGCGAGGAGGCGGCUGCAGGCGAGGUGGCGGCUGCAAAGGCGGCUGCAGGCGAGGAGGCGGCUGCAAAGGCUGCAGCAGGCGAGGCGGCGGCUGCAGGCGAGGAGGCGGGGCGGCGCGGGGCGACGCGGGGCGACGCGGGGUCAGCGGCCGGCACGGCGGCGCAGGCGGAGGAGGGGGAGGCGCGGGCGCUGGAGCAGGUGGCAAAUCCGGCAGGGCUCGCCCUCCGUCCGGCAUCGAGCGAGCCCGCCGCGGCGCGCGGCCCGCCGCCCGCCGCCGCGGCCAGCGCCAAGGAAGACCGCUGCACGCACGCUAGCCGCGCGCUCAGUCGGCUCUGCUUCGCCCCGCCCUCGCAAGCCCCAGCGGCGGAGGCCGCAGCGCCACGGGCGGGGCCGCGUCCGGCGCCCACGCGGAAGCUCGCGCUGUGCGGCUGGGCGCGACUCGCGUGCGUCGAGUGACGCAGUUCAUGGAGCGGAUUCGCAUGGUAGAGAGGCGUGAGGCGCUGCAGCCGGAGCGGGAGAGAGGCCUAAAUAUGCACACAGACACACUGUGGUGCACAAAAGUAAUAUAUCUUAACUUCC
Molecule: messenger RNA, 2220 nt
Organism: Emiliania huxleyi CCMP1516
Lineage: Eukaryota; Haptophyta; Isochrysidales; Noelaerhabdaceae
Exons: 2
Coding region: 1-2097 (698 amino acids)
Source: RefSeq, a predicted model, not a curated record